This is a messenger RNA of Stegodyphus dumicola, 2671 nucleotides long. Its product is annotated as dimethylglycine dehydrogenase, mitochondrial-like. Gene Ontology annotation, molecular function: protein binding. Gene Ontology annotation, cellular component: mitochondrion. The record is from RefSeq and is a predicted model, not a curated record. Lineage: Eukaryota; Metazoa; Arthropoda; Arachnida; Araneae; Eresidae.
UAAGGUUUUUCAAUGCGCAGGAAAAAAGUGGGUGCUGCCAUUCGAAAAUUUCGAAAUUUUUUCACUGUAACUACAAGAGUGAGAGUUCUAUUGUUUUAAAUCAUCAGUCUCCAGCGCAUAUCUCUCCAAGUAAUAACACCUAAAAUUUCAUUUCAACUGGAUACGCCGCGAAAGGUUUAUAUAUCUGGGACGCUUUUUUAUGACCACACUGUAUAUAAGCGUACGUAAUUUUUGUAAUUUGAAUCGGCACUUAUUUGAUUUCGAAAUCUAAAUGGCGUACCUGCAAAAAUCAGUAAUGAAUAUAUUUGGAUCUGUACGAGAACCAAUAAGAACUCACAGCACCAUUAGGAAAUGUUAUCGAAACUACGUAAGUUACAGAAGUAAGGCGACUACAACAGAAGGAAAUAAAUGGCAAAACGAAUCAGAUACAGUGAUCAUCGGAGGUGGUGCAGUUGGAACAAGCAUCGCUUACCAUUUAGCAAAACUGGGAAAGAAAGAUGUUCUUCUCCUAGAAAAGUCUGAGCUAACUGCUGGAUCAACAUGGCAUGCGGCAGGAUUAACAGCACUUUAUAACGCUGGUAUUAACAUGAAGAAAAUUCAUUAUUACAGUAUUAAUCUUUUUUCUCAAUUAGAAGAUGAAACUGGCCAAUUCCUAAGUUUUCACAGACCUGGCAGUAUUAGAUUGGCUACAACAGAGGAGCGAAUGAACGAGUUUCGCUAUCAAAUGCAACGUCAAGGCUGGCAUCCAGCUCCACAGAAGUUAAUAUCUCCUGAUGAAAUACUUCAACAUUUUCCUUUACUAAAUAUGGAAGGUAUUUUAGGCGGCCUUUAUAAUCCAGCAGAUGGUCACAUUGAUCCGUAUUCUUUGACAAUGGCUUAUGCAAGUGGGGCAAGGAAAUAUGGAGCAAAUAUACACACCAACUGCGCUGUGACCAAUCUCAGAAAUCGCUCUGACGGUGGCUGGUAUGUGGAAACAUCUCGAGGAACAAUCAGUGCUAAACGUAUUAUCAAUGCAUCAGGAUUCUGGGCUCUUGAAAUUGGUAAAAUGAAUGGCCUUGAAUUACCUCUUGUACCUGUUCAGCAUCAAUUCGUGAUUACGAAACCUAUUAAAGAAGUUCAAGCAUUAGAGAACGAACCUCCGGUUUUAAGGCAUCUGGAAGGCUCAUUUUAUCUAAGAGCAGAACGUGGUGGCCUCUUAGUAGGGCCUUAUGAGUACCCUGAGAAAAUGAAUGUCAUCGAAGACUGGGCAAUAAAUGGUGUACCACAAGGUUUUGGUAAAGAACUAUUUCAGCCUGAUUUGGACAGACUUACAGAUCAUUUGGAAGUCGCAAUGAAUUUGGUCCCUCUUCUGCGAAAUGCUGAUAUUCAGACAGUUGUAAAUGGACCAAUAAUGUAUACACCAGAUUUAUUACCUAUGUUGGGACCAUAUUAUGGCUUGCCAAAUAUGUGGAUGGCUGUCGGAUUUAGUUACGGUAUCAUUCAUUCUGGUGGAGCUGGAAAAUACCUUGCUCAUUGGAUCGUAGAUGGUGAACCCCCGUUUGAUUUAAAUGAAACUGAUGCAAAUCGAUUUGGCAAAUGGACAACAAGGGAAUACGUGUUUUCAAAAGUGCGGGAAACAUAUGGCAUGAAUAAUAGUUAUACGUAUCCUAAGGAAGAAAGAUGGGCUGGAAGACCAACAUCUCGUGUCUCUGGAGCUUACAAAAAGAUGUUAGAAAGAGGAGCUGAAAUGGGCUUUCAUGCAGGAUGGGAACAACCAGCAUGGUUUGCUCUCGAAAAUGAUUGCAAAGGAUAUAAACCUAGUUUUGAAAGGACGAAUUGGUUUAAUGCUGUUGGAAGAGAAUGUAAUCUAGUGAUGAAUAAAGUGGGAGUGUUGGAUUUAACACCUUUUGCUAAGAUUGAUGCCAAGGGGAAGGGCUGUAAUGCUUUCUUGGAUAAAAUUCUCGCCAAUAAACUUCCGAAGCUUGGAAGGACAAAUAUAUCCCACCUAUUAACUCCGAAAGGAAAGGUAUACGCAGAGCUUACUGUAACGAGAAUGGCUGAAGAUCAUUUCUUCUUAAUCACAGGUUCAGGCUCAGAAAUUCAUGAUCUUAGGUGGCUGCAAGAGCACGCAAGCUUAUGGAACAACAAUGUGGAAUUUCAGAAUAUUACUGAUGAAAUGGCUUGCUUGAGUGUUGUUGGACCAUUGUCAAGAAAUGUUUUGGCAAAACUUACAAAGCAAGACAUGGAUAAUCGUGCAUUUCCCUUCCUAAGCGCAAAGACGAUAGAAAUAGCUGGAAUUCCAAUAAGAGCUUUAAGGAUAUCAUACACUGGUGAAUUAGGAUGGGAACUGUAUCAUCCUUCCUCUCAUACACUUACCUUAUACGAUGCAUUACUUGAUGCAGGAGAAGAAUUUGGUAUAGGAGAUUUUGGUACUUAUGCUCUAAAUUCUCUGAGAAUUGAAAAAGGAUUUCGAAUGUGGGGCGCAGAGAUGAAUAUUGAUUCAAAUCCUUAUGAAGCGGGCCUAGAUUAUUUCAUCGCUAUAAAUAAAGAAGCUGAUUUCAUUGGCAAAUCUUCUUUGCGUCAAAUACUAAGGAAUGGAUUAAAUCGCAAACUGGCCUAUCUGAAGGUAGAUUCAUCCAAUGUCGAUCCUGAAGGGAAUGAAUCUGUUUGGUGCAGUGAUAGAGUAAGUUAG